UUGCCACGAAAUGGUCAGCCCGGUGCCAUGGAUGACUGACCGAGAGCGUUAUGAUAUAUGGAGGCGAAUGCGAAACUCAGCCCAUCUAUCCGAUUCAUUCAAUCGAAUGGCCUGGAUCGGAGACGAUGCUCUCAAGACUCAGGUUACGCAAUACCUGUAUCAAAGUACCUUGGAUCGGUUUGGGGCCGACACGCUGCUCAUGCAUGAUCUACGAGAGUUGUUCGAGUGCAGAUGGAGUCAACUGGUCAUUACCGUUGCCCUUGGUCUUGACGAAGAAGUGGAUCCUCCCCUUCAACCCCUUGUUCAGGGAAUGGGUCGUUCAAAUCCACAGAUAAAGUCGUAUGCAGACAUUUUUGAGGCUUACAUCGGCGGACUGUGUUCAAAAGAUCGGGCAGUCGUGGACCAUUGGAUAUCCACUCUUGUCAGGCGCUUCUAUCGCGAUCUCAUGAAAGAGGUUGAGCGCUAUCUGGGUUCAACCAGCUACCCGAGAGAAAAAUUGGACGUGACAUGCAUUCGCUUGCAUGUUGACUGGGAUCCGUUUUAUGGUCCCUUUCUAGAGCUGAAGCCGAGGCAUGCUUGUUAUCAUCUGCAACCUUGGAGAACAUUCCUACUUCCCGACUGUUUCAUACUGACGUCUAUCGGUCAUCCCCCUCGACUUAUGCGUCAUCCUGUCCUCUCGAGUGAGGAUGUUCACCAGAAACGUAUGCCACGCGAUACAUUCGCAGCAAGUUUCAGAAGGACCGCAAUGGACGCUCGUCAAGGGACCGUUUUGACGAUGACGCCUGUCAACAGGUCUUCCUCUGCACCGUUUCCACCGGGCACCCUGUCAAUGCCCUCCAUGCCAACUUCUUCAAACGUGCAUUUGAGGGUCGUUCAUAACUUGUCUUCAACACAUCUUGAAAUUGACUCCUCCCGACACGCCUCACAGAAUGGUUUGAAAGAGAUAGUGGACCUGACCCAGGACGAAGACGAUGAUGCGGAGAAUGAUAAUGAUUGCGAUUGCGAUAUGAACGAAGUAGAGGACCUUCUAUGAUUGUAGUCGGCUUCAACUCGAAUCUGCUAAGGAGGAACUCAUUUGUAUUUAUGUCAGUUAUAC
Dacryopinax primogenitus is the source of this 1096-nucleotide messenger RNA. RefSeq lists its product as uncharacterized. The record is from RefSeq and is a predicted model, not a curated record. Gene Ontology annotation, biological process: RNA processing. The transcript is spliced from 4 exons. NCBI's taxonomy places the organism in Eukaryota, Fungi, Basidiomycota, Dacrymycetes, Dacrymycetales, Dacrymycetaceae. Bases 11 to 1033 code for a protein of 340 amino acids. Gene Ontology annotation, molecular function: ribonuclease III activity.